Lottia gigantea (owl limpet) is the source of this 1688-nucleotide messenger RNA. RefSeq lists its product as hypothetical. Gene Ontology annotation, molecular function: protein binding. Bases 98 to 1213 code for a protein of 371 amino acids. The record is from RefSeq and is a predicted model, not a curated record. Lineage: Eukaryota; Metazoa; Mollusca; Gastropoda; Lottiidae. The transcript is spliced from 7 exons.
GUUUUCCAAUGGCAGACAAAAAGUUCGUUGUAAUGAAAAUGACAGUUUAUUGUUGAUUCAUUGUACUAAUGAAUGACAAAAAUGUCCUCAAAACGAUAUGUCACUAAAACAAAACAUCAUUCUCUGGGCAGAAGCUGUAAAAUUGUAUGAAGAUGGUGAUUUAAUAGAAUGUUUGGAGCAAUUGAACAAAGUGAAUGUGUCUGCUAAAAUUCGUUACAAUCAGGGCAUAGUUAAUUCUAGAUUAGGUAACAGUGACAAGGCUAUUGAGUAUCUUAGUCAAGCUCUUCAGUUAGAUAGUUUUAUGUCUGUAGCCUAUUUUCAAAGAGGACUUUUAUUCUUUGACCUUCACAGAUAUAAUGAAGCUGAGAAAGAUUUAGAAGAUUCUCUGAUUAAUUUACGUGGUAGUAUGGUGAUAGACUAUAAACAACUUGGAUUAUAUACACAACUACAUCUAGCUCAGGUUCUAUAUAAUUUGGCUGUCAUCAAGAAGUUUAAAGGAGAUGUAAAUGGUUUUGAAUUAUACAGUACCAAAUUUUAUAAUAAUCCAUUUAAUACAGAGCUGUUUUCUUCUGUAAACACAAAAUUAUUUAAUACAGUAGUUAAUCUCAGACCACUUUAUAAUAUAUUCUGUCCACCAAAAGGUUAUGUGUCUAAUUUAUUGAAAAAAGAUUUUCUAGGCAAAUCAGAGGUUGUAUCAUCAGUAGAGGAUAAUGAUUUUGUGUUAAGGAGAGAACAGAAGUCCAGAUCUAAUCCAUCAACACCAGUGGUGGUCAGAAAAAAUCACCUUGAUGUCCAAACACAUAGAAUGGCAGUCACUCCACCACCUUUAAGACCACCCCCAAGAUUAAAAUCUGAUGCCAUUCCAAAUGACCAUGUCAGGGAGCCAGACAGCAAUGUUCAUCCAAAACCAUUCUCUCAGCUACAGAUACCACAAAGAACUGUUCCAAUACCAUUGUCUAAAGUCCAAGCUAUAUCCAAAGAACGGAAUAAUUCUAAAUCUGUGAUAAUAAAUGAUAACGGUUCUCAGGGCCAAUCUUCCAUUAAACAAUUCUCACCCAUAGAGAUACCACAAAAACAUAGUGUAUCAAGUACACCAGUCCCAGUAUCUACUGUGAUCACCAAGAAAGUGGUACCUGUUCGUCCACCACCCUUCAUAAAAGACUGUGAUAGAAAACUUAAACCAGAACGACCACCUCCUCCCAGAUUUAAAUGAAAAUUAUUCAGGAUACAUCUAUGUUAUUAUUUAGAUAACUAUCUAUUGAGCUUUUAUUUAUAUGGAUUUUAGAUGUGAUUUAAUAAACUACAAGAGCUAACCAAGUGAUGAAGAUUAGUGUUAUUCUGUUGUCUCUUCCAGAAUCUUAUGUUUAGUCCACAUCACUUCCAAAACGUUAUUGGGGUAAUCAUAGUUGCAUAUACACAGUAAAGAAGUGGAUGUGUUUAAUUUGUGUUUAUAUUGUUAAUAACAUAUUCUGGUUGUUAUUUUUGUUUACUGGAUAAUAUAUCUUAUCCUAAAAAAUUAAUUUUGGUUUUACCUUUGUCCCAUACAAUAUUUUACUCUUAUCUUAUUUGAAGUUUGUUGUAUUUUUAUGUUAUAAUAUGGUGCAUAUAUUUUGUUAAUUUAUAUUCAAAGUGUAAUUAUCCGUUUAUGUUUUAUUUGUUCUAAGGGAGGUAAUACUUUUAAUAAGAAU